AUGGCGGACGUACCACUUGUUGUGGUCUCCGAGAACUCGUCAUCAGAGCGCCGCAUCACCCCGUCAUGGUCGAUCAGUACACUCAAGGCAAAGCUGGAGACAAUCACGGGAAUACCUCCUUCGGCCCAAAGGAUUCUCCUCAAGACUGCGGCCGAGGGUAGCAUACCCAUCGAGGCCAGCGAUGAGGACUCAACAGAUCUCAGCGCAUUCCGCUUGACUGCGUAUGCUGAACUACAAGUUAUCGACACACGACCUCCUGGGGCCAGGCCAAACUACACAGAUGCUAGCGGCGUGGAGAAGUAUGUCAUGCCAGAGGAAGAAUACGCCAAGAAAACUGAUUCUGUGCUCGCUUGGAAGAAAGCCGAGAAGUUGGGUCGAUUUGAUCCCGACGCCCCCAGCAAGGAGCAAGCCAAGAUUGCUGCAUUCGCCGAGGAGGUGCGCAGUCGGGACAUCGAGGUCGGGAAGCGAUGCCGCGUUGGAGGCGACGACACACGAAGGGGCACAGUCAUGUAUGUUGGCGACGUGAAGGAGAUUCCCAAUGGCUCAGGCGCGUGGGUAGGCGUCCAGCUUGAUGAGCCCGUCGGCAAGAACGACGGCAGUGUCAACGGCGCCAGGUACUGGGGCGAGCCUUCGGGCUUGAAGCACGGUGUGUUUGUUAGGCCCGAGAGGGUGGAGACUGGCGACUAUCCUGCGAUGGAUGAUCUGGGCGAUAUGGAGGAAAUUUGA
Diaporthe amygdali is the source of this 726-nucleotide messenger RNA. RefSeq names its product cap-gly domain-containing protein. Gene Ontology annotation, biological process: cytoplasmic microtubule organization; tubulin complex assembly; post-chaperonin tubulin folding pathway. The transcript is spliced from 2 exons. The coding region runs from base 1 to 726 and encodes 241 amino acids. Gene Ontology annotation, molecular function: microtubule plus-end binding; alpha-tubulin binding. The record is from RefSeq and is a predicted model, not a curated record. Gene Ontology annotation, cellular component: nucleus; microtubule plus-end; cytoplasm. NCBI's taxonomy places the organism in Eukaryota, Fungi, Ascomycota, Sordariomycetes, Diaporthales, Diaporthaceae.